AUGGCAGCCUCCGGAGGCCCAUCGUCACCAAACGCUCGCAACAGUAGCAGCAGCAGCAGCAGCACCGCGGCGACCCCACGAACUGCACCCCACCUCCCGACGCCCCUCGAGGUCCUCGUCCUGGCCGUCUACCCGGUCCUGCUCAUCUUUGGUACGCUCUUCUCCGUCUUGAGCCCGGAAACACGCGCCGUGCCGUACGAUGCGACGGGCCAGUCCCACGUCCAACACGAUGCGCCCAGCUACUUCGCCCGCAAGAACAACCUCUUCAACACGCUCUUCGUCAAGCGCGGCUGGGGCUGGAUCACCCUCGCCUUCGUGGCCUUCCUGCUCACCCACCCGGCGCUCGCCUCGCCCACGCGGAAGCUCAAGGCCGGCAUACGCUGGGCCCUGGUCACGGGCUGGUGGGUCAUCGUCACGCAGUGGUGCUUCGGGCCCGCCCUCAUCGACAGGGGCUUCCGCUACACGGGCGGCAAGUGCGAGGUCGCCGAGACGGCCGUCUUCGAGGGCUCCAACGACAAGGCCGACGUCUUCACUGCGGCCGCGUGCAAGGCCUCGGGUGGGAGGUGGAGCGGCGGCCACGACAUCAGCGGCCAUGUGUUCCUCCUAGUCCUGGGCAGCUGGUUCCUGUUGCAAGAGGUGGGCUGGGUUGUGGCUCGCCGCGGCGUCUUCGGGCGCAGGGAUGAACGAUGUGUCGUCAUGGCCGACGGCGCCGUGAAGGGUGCCAGCGUUGAAGCCGAGAAGGAGGACAGGACUGCGAAUCAGGGCGAGCUAGGCCUGGGAGGAAAGUUUGCCAUCGCGCUGGUCGGACUGUGCCUGUGGAUGCUCCUUAUGACGGCCAUCUACUUUCACACCUGGUUUGAGAAGCUUACGGGGCUCCUCGUGGCCUUGACCGGCAUCUAUGCUGUCUAUUACCUCCCUCGAUGGAUUCCUGUUCUCCGGAGCAUCGUGGGACUUCCAGGGAUAUAA
Molecule: messenger RNA, 966 nt
Organism: Neoarthrinium moseri
Lineage: Eukaryota; Fungi; Ascomycota; Sordariomycetes; Amphisphaeriales; Apiosporaceae
Exons: 2
Coding region: 1-966 (321 amino acids)
Biological process (GO): lipid droplet organization; phospholipid biosynthetic process; lipid storage
Cellular component (GO): endoplasmic reticulum membrane
Source: RefSeq, a predicted model, not a curated record